Pyrenophora tritici-repentis Pt-1C-BFP is the source of this 162-nucleotide messenger RNA. The record is from RefSeq and is a predicted model, not a curated record. NCBI's taxonomy places the organism in Eukaryota, Fungi, Ascomycota, Dothideomycetes, Pleosporales, Pleosporaceae.
AUGAAGAAAGAAGAUUCCGGAAUAUAUAAGCCUCACUUGUUGAGCACGUUCGCUGCUUUCAUGAAGCUUGGAACCUAUGUUAUCAUAUCCCCUGCCGCUGAACUAGAGCGCUGGCGGCAUCAUGAUGAUGCCCAACAGUGGCUAGCUGGCGCUGUCCAUUGA